Prorocentrum cordatum is the source of this 497-nucleotide messenger RNA. The record is from the annotation of a GenBank genome assembly. NCBI's taxonomy places the organism in Eukaryota, Dinophyceae, Prorocentrales, Prorocentraceae.
AGGGGAAGAGCAAGCACAAGCACAUCUUCGUCUACCACCAGAGGCCCGACAUUCCGAACGAGGUGAACGAGCCGGUGGACAAUCCUAAGGGCGAGCCCAGGACGAUGAUCACCACGGGCGAGCACGAGGACAUGCGCAUCAAGAGCCACGCCGUGUACUUCCUCCGGAACGUCCCCGACCAGAAGCCCGUGAAGAUGGACAUCGCGAGCGACGGCGAGCUGCUCUUCGGGGAGGUGGCCGCCUCGCCCCUCGAGAGCCUGAGCGCGGGGCUCAUGUCCGUGUUCCGGCCGAUAGUCAGCACUCCCCGCAGCAUAGACUGGGCCGCCUGCGACAACGAGCAGGCCACGGAGUUCUGCACCGUCAUGGACCGCUUCUCCACCGAGCUGUCAGACGGCAUCAAGUCCCUGUCCAGCGGCAUCGACUUGCCCUGCCCAGACGCGGCAGAAUUGGAGAUCCAGCGCUGGCCGAUGACCAGCGACGCUGCCAAGGACCACUAG